This is a messenger RNA of Cokeromyces recurvatus, 2039 nucleotides long. RefSeq names its product Gaa1-like protein. The record is from RefSeq and is a predicted model, not a curated record. NCBI's taxonomy places the organism in Eukaryota, Fungi, Mucoromycota, Mucoromycetes, Mucorales, Mucoraceae. The coding region runs from base 121 to 2028 and encodes 635 amino acids. Gene Ontology annotation, cellular component: GPI-anchor transamidase complex; membrane. The transcript is spliced from 11 exons. Gene Ontology annotation, biological process: attachment of GPI anchor to protein.
GCAGCUGUAAUUCUUCCCUUUUUUUUUACAUCUGCGUUUAAAAAAAUCAGUUUGUCUUUUACACAUAAUUUCAUUUUUUUUUUAAAAAAAAAAAAGACUUGUUUUAUAAUACAUUGAAUAAUGCUAUUGAGUGCAUUACGAGAACGUUGGUCAAAGAAGAGAGCUUCAAAGAAUACAUGGGAUCUCAAAAAACAAGUGAAACUUUUUAAUCUACUACAAAAAUCAAUUCCCAUCCUAAGUCUUUUAUUAUUUAUUAUAGGUAUUGGUUGGAUAUUGAUGUUACCGUAUGAAGGAUAUAAUAAGCAAACGUAUAUAUCAGAAAAUGCUUUACUACCAGGACAGGUUAAUUUAGAGUAUGGCUAUAACGACUUUCGUACAGCUGAAGAUUAUCGUCAAAAAAUUCUUGAAAUUCAAACAAAAGAUAGUGAAACACGAGCAAAAUUUAUUCAUGAAGAAUUUAGACGAACUGGAUUUGUAUCUGCAGUGCAACAUUUUGUUAUUGAUGGAAAAGAACCAAAGAUGGGAGUCAAUGCAUUUGCUAUCAAUAAAGCACCUCGAAGCGAUGGUAAAGAAGCGUUGAUUUUGAGUGCUUCAUGGAAAUCAAGAACAGGAGAAUAUAAUACAAAUGGUAUUGCAUCGCUUUUAUCAUUGGCCAAAUUAUUCAAAAGAAAUGUCUAUUGGUCAAAGGACGUGAUUUUAUUAGUAACAGAUGAAGGACAAUCUGGAACACAAGCUUGGUUAGACGCUUAUCAUGGAAUAACUGAAAAUGAUGAAUUUUCCUCGGUUAUUAUGCCUAGAUCUGGUGCAGUUCAAGGAGUUUUAAACCUGGAUUUUCCAGGUAUACAAGAUUAUCAAAGCCUUGGUAUCCUUUUUGAGGGAGUAAAUGGACAAUUACCCAACUUGGAUUUAAUUAAUACUGUUGUUCUUAUUGCAACUAGAACAAUACCAAGUAUUCAUGUUACUCUUCACGACAAUAGUAGAAAUCUAUUUGAAGGAUUCAGUCAUUAUCGUAAUUAUUUGGAUUCAUUAAAUCAUUUAUUACAAAGUAUGAAAUAUUUAGUAUUUGGACAUCCUUCAAGUGAUGCAGGACUUUAUCUUCGUUAUAAGAUUGAUGCAAUCACUAUACAUGGUAUUAUUGGCAGUGACAAUCUAAAUCAAAUCUUUGGUUUUAAUCGUAUUGGAAGACUAGUUGAAUCUACAUUUCGUAGUUUGAACAAUUUAUUAGAGCAUUUUCAUCAGUCAUUUUUCUUUUAUCUAUUACCACAACCCAAUCGAUAUGUAUCUAUUAGUCAAUACAUGCCGCCUAUUAUCUUGUUUGCAUGUGCUCUCAUAUUUCAGUCUUUAUCUUUGUAUUAUUUAGGUACAAAAAAGAACAUAUAUCGACCAGAGGAAAUGAAGAAAGAAAACAAUUUAAUUCCACCUGCUUAUUCAUUGAAGAAACGCCAUACAGUUUUUGGAUUUACAGUCUUGAUCAUUACACAUAUAACUGGUAUUAUUAUCUUUUAUAUUAUGCAGCCUUCAUUUGGUUGGAAGUAUUUAUAUCAAUUUGAUGAAUAUAAAACUCUUCAAAUUCAGUACAUGACUUCUGUCUUUAUUGCUUUCAUGACGAUUACACUCAGUCUCUUAUGGAUAAAAAAUACAAAGUCUACUGAACAUGAUGGAACAAUUUUAAAAUCAUUCUGUCUUGCUCAAAGUGCACUUGUCAUCACUACUGUCUCCCUGUUAAACUUUACAUUAGGUGUAGCCACAGCUAUUCUAAUUUUAGUACCUUACAGUUUAAUUCAACCUUGUCAUGAUAAACAUCCUAUUCUAAAAUGGAUUCAAGCUAGUAUUUUAAUCUUAUUGUCACCAGUGUGUCUAACAUUCUUAUUCUGUCAUAUUUCUAAACUUAGUCUAGUUGACACGUUAAAGAUUCUCUUGACAGAUUAUCAGAUUGUCCAUUCAUGGUUUUUGACCUAUAUUUGUACAGUCUAUUGGCCAAUUAAUAUGGCAAUGAUGAUCGUCGUCUUUACGAAAACAAUAUCCUAACCAAAUAAAUA